GAAGAAAUCAGUAUUCAAUAGAAUGUUAUAUGAGUGUGCUCUGUAAACUAUUCAAUACAAAUCUCCGUACCUAAACGAACAACGAUUUGAGUAGCACCAGUGCUUUAUUGCUGCGUAACGAGUCAGGUAUCCGUAAAGGCUUUAAAGAUUAUCCAUAUCAAUUCCCUUUUUAAUUUUAAUUAAAAGAAUAAAUUUAAACACUUUACGAAGAUAUUACUUUUCAAGGGCGGUAUUUUUCUUCAGAAGAGGAACGAGCACUACACCUUCGAAACUCAACGGGCGAAAAGUUCGCACCUUCGUUCUAGGGUACAUCACUCGAGUUGAAUUUGUAUAAAUUUUUUCAGAGUUUUCUCUAACCUCAAUAAUACUAGAGCAAGCGCUAUGGAUAUUGAAAAGUCGACCAAAUGGUCGUACGUGAAAGAGCGUAAAGUAGGUGAAGGAACAUACGCGGUGGUAUUUCUAGGUCGCCAGAAGGAAACGAACCGAAGAGUCGCUAUAAAGAAAAUCAAAGUGGGACAGUUUAAGGAUGGAAUAGAUUUAAGUGCUUUGCGUGAAAUUAAGUUUUUGAAAGAAACAAGACAUGUCAAUGUCAUUGAAUUGAUGGACGUUUUCGCAACCAAGUCGAAUCUUAAUAUCAUUCUUGAGUUCCUUGACAGCGACUUGGAAAUGCUUAUUAAAGACAAGUUUAUUGUUUUCCAACCUGCACACAUUAAAGCUUGGAUGCUUAUGCUUCUUCGGGGUUUACACCAUAUUCAUUCUCGCUUUAUCCUGCAUCGGGAUUUGAAACCAAAUAACCUUCUGAUCUCUAGUGAUGGAGUUCUAAAACUAGCAGAUUUCGGUCUUUCCAGAGAUUAUGGUAUGCCUAAUCACAUGAGUCACCAGGUCAUCACUAGAUGGUAUAGACCCCCGGAAUUAUUUAUGGGUUGCAGAAGCUAUGGAACAGGUGUUGAUAUGUGGAGUGUUGGAUGCAUUUUUGCAGAACUAAUGCUUCGUACUCCUUAUCUUCCAGGUGAAACAGAUUUGGAUCAAUUGAGCGUCAUUUUCCGUGCCUUAGGUAGUCCGGAGCCGGCCGUUUUACAGAGAAUGAAACAAUUGCCUAAUUAUGUUGACAUGAAAGCUAUUCCACCACCAAGUGGAGGAAUGGAAGCAUUAUUUUCGGCUGCUGGAACUGAAGAGCUGGACUUACUAAAGAAAUUUUUUGAUUAUGAUCCUUACAGCAGACCUACAGCCCAACAAGCCUUAGAACAUCCGUACUUUUCCUGUCUACCGCGUCCUACUCAUCCUUCUGAAUUGCCUAAAAAGGGCGGAGAAGAAGGCAUCAAGCAUGUCUCAAGUGAUUUGCAACGUCAGGUAAAUAAUUCUGUACGGCCAAACAUCAAGUUUGUCAGUUAGUCAAUUCUUUUUUUGGAUCUUCAAUCUUCCCUUUUUCUCAUCAUAGCUCCCUAGAUUCUUUAAAAGCUCUUCAAAAUAAUUUAUGAAUGACGAUUAUGUUACCCUA
Schizosaccharomyces octosporus yFS286 is the source of this 1498-nucleotide messenger RNA. RefSeq names its product CMGC/CDK/CDK7 protein kinase Mcs6. Gene Ontology annotation, molecular function: ATP binding; cyclin-dependent protein serine/threonine kinase activity; RNA polymerase II CTD heptapeptide repeat kinase activity. The coding region runs from base 382 to 1392 and encodes 336 amino acids. NCBI's taxonomy places the organism in Eukaryota, Fungi, Ascomycota, Schizosaccharomycetes, Schizosaccharomycetales, Schizosaccharomycetaceae. Gene Ontology annotation, cellular component: cytoplasm; transcription factor TFIIK complex; transcription factor TFIIH holo complex. The record is from RefSeq and is a predicted model, not a curated record. Gene Ontology annotation, biological process: positive regulation of transcription by RNA polymerase II; protein phosphorylation. The transcript has 2 exons.